AAUAUGGUUCUCGACCUCACCCACUCAUACACAAGUGAAGUGUCCUGCCGAGACUGUCUCUCCUCCAAUGUAUCAAUUAGAAAUGUGGGUGUAUGCAAGUGUCGUCGCUGAUCUGUCGUGAGGGGAAACCGUUUGGAUGUAUUUUGAGGUCCCGUAGGGGACUGCAGGGACUUGUGGGAAGAUGACCUGAUUUCUAAUUUCUUCCUCUCCUGCCUGGGCUGUGGGCUAGUCGCUACUACAUACACAGAAGCCCAUGAAAGGAGAAUGGCAGAAUAAACUGGCCCGGAUCUAUUUGGAAUAUGGCCUCGCUGUUUGCGUAAAACUGGAUUUUAUUUGUCAUUUUUGAUGGACGCAGGUGUGGCUGAAAUUCUUACUCAAUAGAUUCAGGUGAUCAGCCAUGGCCAACCUGCAGCAGGAAUACCCCGGGGUCCUUUUGGGGAUUCUGGAGGAACUGGCUAAUAUGCGCCAAUGGCUGACCUUCCAGGACCUUUGUCGCAUGGUCAGCACCCGCUUUGACCUAGAGAACCUCAUUGAGCUCAGGAGUCUGCUGUUUGCUGCUGCUAGCCGGGACCCUUGUUUCCCAGCCACGCUCUUCAGAGACCGGGUUUCCACCAGAGGCCAGGGGUUAUCACCCAUAGGCGUCGCUGCUGACAUUGUAACCAUCUUCAAUCUUAUACAGAUGACGGGAGGGGCCCCUGAUGACAGCCAACCAAUGAGAGCCCAGACAGUCCUCCCUGUUGAUCAGUCUCCAGGCCCCAGUCUGCCUGGAAUCCACCAGCUGAACAUCUCUGGUCGAGAAAGAGCACGUGCCCACUCUGACUCCAGUAGCAGGCUUAUCGACCAGCACUUGCUGUUUCCGAGACCUAAUUACUCGGCCCGCAAGCGAGCCAGUCUUCCCCCAGAUCCCAUCUCACUCGUGUCCUCCCCUCCAACCAGGGCAAGGGCUGUUUCUUUCGACUUGCCUCACACCACACUUUUGUACUCUAGUGGUCAAAUCCCCAACGAGGUGAUGAAGAAUAUCUACCUGCCUUUGGAGACGGACAGUGAGUCAAGUGGAGAUUCUGCCCCCAUGGAGGUGUUUGAAACUGAACAGGGAGCAUCUGUUGAUCAGAAGAGAGACAUCUUUAGGAAGGACUUCCACAACCAGCCGCCUCUAAUACCGCAGGUGACCAUUAGCAGUGAGUCUCCCAGUCCCAACAAAGGGCAGAAAGGCUUCGACAACCACAGCUUUGAAAUGCCAAUCCCCAAUCCUUACCCAUCACCCACAACAGUCCACCAAUCUCCAGACCAGCGGGCUAAACAUGAGAGCCUCGAUGACCUACAGGACUCAACUUACUUUGGACCUGGGUCACUGCCAGAGUGGUCUCCCCGGCACCUCCAGCCUCCCAGAACCCAGAGGCCCAUCUGGAGCAACAAGAGUCACAGUCUAGAAGACCGGAUAGGCCUGGGCAGCAUUGGGAUGGGGAUCGAAUCACAAAGAGGACAACUUCCAAGACGAUCAACCCCUGCUAUAAGCAAUCUGGGGGGGUCUUCGGGAGGUGAUAGUGGGGAUAGUGGAUUGCCAGGUGGAGACGAUGGAGUCAAGGCUCAGGGAACCCAAACAGAUCCUCCGGAUCCCAGGCGCCUCCGUAGCCUGGUCCAUGCAGACCGCCUCUCUUUCAUGACCUCAUUGGAUGACCCCGAAUUUGGUGAAGAUGACAUCAGUGCCAUCUUUCGUUUCUUAGAUGACAUAAGUAUGUGCGGUUCCACAGGAGUCCUGCACUCCAGUGACGGAUCAGGGGGUAUUAACCAGGACACCCCUGAGGCCAGACGUGGCCGCCUAGGUCAGCUCCAAAGGCUUUUCCACUCUCUGGAAAGCAGUGACGAUGGGCUGAAGGCCAGUGUCUGUAAGCUGCUGCUCCGUAUGAGCCAGAUAGAACGACAACUGGAGUCACUGAAUGACGUGAAGGCUGAGAUUUCCCAGGUGCUGUCUGCUCUGCAGCGACUAGAUGAAAAGAUCCAGCAGCCUAUUGGUGGUGGAGGACAAAGCCCUGGGGGGCGAUGGCUGGAGCCUCUCAGUGGUGUCUCCUCCUUUAUGAGCCACCCCAUAACCCCUUCUGAGUCAUCAGACCCUCAACCCCUGUCGGUAUCUGGCCAACUGUAUCCAGGGACCAGCACUAGUAGUCUGGACUGGAGCAGAUGGCACACUCCUGGGGAGCAAACAGAGGGCAGCAGAAGUCAGGCUGAUUCUAAAGCGGUGAAAGAAGGGAAGAAGGAUGUAUCAUCUCGUCGUGCCUCCAAGACCCAGCUGGAGGAGAAAGGUGUCUCUGAUUCGAAACAGCCAAAUGUGGCGACCUCUGCAAGAGACUGGAAGGUGUCAUUCUCAAAAAGUAAAGAUGGCAAAUCUUCACAUGGCAAAACCGGACAGGCAGAUCAAUCAAGCAGCACAACUAACCUACUCAGCCAAAAGUCCUCCAACCUGGUGGAACAAGUGUUUAACUCAUCCUUGUUCCGCCACAAAGACAGCAGUCUGACUGGUGGGCUAACCUCUGGGAAGGUUAUGGAUCCCAGACUGGCUGAGGGGAGGGGAAGGCCCAUCUGGACUGUAGACGACAGAGAGGGACGAAUCUCUCCUUUGGAUUUACAGGCCCAGGAGUCUCUGAACCCCAGCAACAUGGAGUUCUGGAUGGACGACAUCUACACUCCAGGCUAUGAUGCUCUACUCAGGCGUAAAGAGGCUGACGUCCGCCGGGCCAGGAUCUGCAAGUUACUUGUACUCAUUGCCACUGCAGUGGUUAUCAUUCUCAUCAUUGUCAUUCCCCUUUGCACUGUGGGUUCAUGAAGACUCUCACAGAGAGGCAACGUUGUUGUCUGUAUUUAUCUUAUUUUGUUUUGUUUUUUUAUUAAUUUCAGCAUCUACAUGCUGUACCCAGGAACUUGCACGCCAUUCUCAUGGAGAUUAAUAGAUGAGAGACUGUGACAGUAGGACCCUAAAGCUGAAUCUGUGACCAGUUAAGAUUCAGUACCUCCUCACAUUUCUCUGCAUGCAUCAUUUAUGACUUCAGAAAAAAAGGAUUUGAAUUGUAUCUUACUUUGUAAUCACUGAGUCUCUCCCUCAUGCAGUUACAACAAAUUGUAAGUUAUCUCCCAUGCCAAAUUUUUUUGUUCCCCAUUUCUUUCAUGAUUUAUAUUUUUAAUUAUUUCAGCUGGCUGCAAGAGGAACUAAUUAAGGACGGGGGUUUUCAAUAAUUCUAACAUAAUUCUGCGAGCAUAUGUUGAAACUAGUAAUACUGAGCCAAUGCAAAGUGUCAAUUUCUUUUUUUUCCCAGUUUGCCUGCUCUUUUCUGAGAAACACUGUUACAAAUGCAUUGUGAAUCAGCUUCAGCCUGGAGCACUGCCUGACUCUUUGUAAUCAUGUUUUUUUUGGGUUUUUUUGCUGUUCCCUUGAGAACUCUACAGGGCUUUUUUCUCUUACGUGUAAGAUAAUUGUUUUAUCAUUAUAUAAGAGUUUUACAUCUACAAUUUAUAAGUAGUAACUGAUUCUGACCACAGAAGCGUUUUUUCUUUUAGUUUUAAUGUUCUUGUACUUCAUCUAAGCAACAAGAUACACUGCUCAAGCUUAAAUCAAUAAAGAUAAUAUUUUUA
This is a messenger RNA of Thunnus maccoyii (southern bluefin tuna), 3624 nucleotides long. It is a transcript of the gene minar1, whose product is annotated as membrane integral NOTCH2 associated receptor 1. Gene Ontology annotation, biological process: negative regulation of cell population proliferation; negative regulation of TOR signaling. The transcript has 4 exons. NCBI's taxonomy places the organism in Eukaryota, Metazoa, Chordata, Actinopteri, Scombriformes, Scombridae. The record is from RefSeq and is a predicted model, not a curated record. Gene Ontology annotation, cellular component: plasma membrane. The coding region runs from base 398 to 2821 and encodes 807 amino acids.